Spodoptera litura is the source of this 1052-nucleotide messenger RNA. It is a transcript of the gene Pfdn5, whose product is annotated as prefoldin 5. Gene Ontology annotation, cellular component: cytoplasm; prefoldin complex. Lineage: Eukaryota; Metazoa; Arthropoda; Insecta; Lepidoptera; Noctuidae. Gene Ontology annotation, biological process: RNA polymerase II core complex assembly; protein folding; RNA polymerase I assembly. The record is from RefSeq and is a predicted model, not a curated record.
ACUGUCAAAGAUCUGUCUUAUUGUCGCAGGGCCAUUAAUUUGAGGUUACUUCCUUUGAAUUAUGCUGAGAAUUCUUGCAUUUAUUUAAAAAUAGUCAUUAUUCGUAUUAAAGUAGGCGUUAAAUAUCAAAUUUAGUAACAAUGGCUACUGUAUCUAGUGCACCGGCGCCAGGGAUGCAUCAAAUUGAUUUAUCCAAGCUUAAUUUACAGCAGUUGGCUCAACUUAAACAACAAUUGGAUCAAGAAAUGUCUGUAUUUCAAGAUUCAUUGCAUACACUGAAGGUAGCUCAAGGGAAAUUUAUGGAAUCUGGUGAAUGUGUUGAAAAAAUGACUCCUGAAUGUAAAGGCAAGAGCAUACUGGUACCUUUGACUGGAUCUAUGUACAUCCCUGGCUCAAUAGCAGACACUGAAAACGUUCUGAUUGAUAUAGGAACUGGAUAUUAUGCACAGAAAGAUAUUGCUGGUGCUAAAGACUAUUUCAAGAGGAAAGUUGCUUUUGUAUCGGAACAAAUGGAAAAAAUAAAAGCUUUAGGUGUAGAGAAAUCAAAGGUUCACAAAGCUAUUUGUAUGAUGAUUGAGAUGAAGCUGCAAGCCCAGAUGCAGGCAGCAAAGCCUUCAACCUCAUAAAUAUAUUAUUAUAUACUUUAUAAGAAACAAUUGCUUUACCAUUUUUGUCGCCUUGGGAUAUUUAAGCAUUAGAAUCUUGGCAUUUACACCACUCAGCAUAAACAGGGUUGUUCUAAUCACAAAUUUGUAUGAAAUUAUUAUCUAAGUAUGAGCAGAUACUAAGAUUCACACUAACAAAAUGUUUCACAAUUAUUGAUAUCUAUAACAAUAUGUUUUGUAUGUAAAACACCCAUUUUGACUAAACUAACCAGAGGUUCUUUUGUUCUCAUUUAAAAAUAAUUUAAUUUUUAAAAUAAAUACAAGUUUCUAUUAAAAAAAAAUGGUCUUUGUAUAAAAAAUAUGUAACAAUGUUUAGUUAAAUGAUCACUACUUUGUUAACCUCUCUAUUUCACAUGAGCUAGUUUGAUAAAUAAAUUAAUAUCAGUA